Akanthomyces muscarius is the source of this 201-nucleotide messenger RNA. RefSeq lists its product as uncharacterized. The record is from RefSeq and is a predicted model, not a curated record. The transcript is spliced from 3 exons. NCBI's taxonomy places the organism in Eukaryota, Fungi, Ascomycota, Sordariomycetes, Hypocreales, Cordycipitaceae. The coding region runs from base 1 to 201 and encodes 66 amino acids.
AUGGUCGUUUGGGCCGGCCACUGUCAUACUUCUAGAUGUAUUUGCGAUUUCUUGAAAAAAGAACUGAAUUUUGCUGUGGAGCCUUAUCAGUCACCUCGACAUGGCGUUCGCCCUCGCGCCACCCGCAAGCCAAGCAAUGUCGCGUACCAAGGCGAGAUAUGCAACCGCCCCUAUACUUUCACAAUUUUCAUCAGCUUAUGA